UGUUUGUGUUUAUGUAUGACUUGGCAACAAUCUUUGACCUCAUUUAUUCACUCCUCUUUUCAUAUCUCAUCUAUUAACCCAGCAGGAAUCGGUCCAGACGGGUCGGCCCACCUAGUCUAUCCAUUGUCUGACCCUGGACUCCCUUUGGGUGCAUUUGUCAUUGCCAUCACUGGCUUUCACGGCCCUCACUCACUCUCUCGCUCUAUGUCAGCACUGAUGAGACUAAGAAGGACCCUUGCCUCAUUCCAAAGUACAAGAGUGCCUGAUGCGGUAACCAUGACAACAUCGCCGCCACAGAUGGAGCGACUGUGCUUCACAGGACUAUUAGUACACCUUGUCCUGCUAUCUUUCGUCACAUCACAGACCUCAUCAUCUUCACCGACCUUUGACCCCAAGUCUUUGCCCUCUCUACCUGAAGAGUGUCAGAGAAAAAUGCACCCGGUUACGUCCUACACAGCUCUGAGCCCGUGGAUGUUUUCUUUCUCGCUACCUGGAGUGAACGAUUACUCGCCCCUCACGCUUGACCUCUCCAGAAACCAGCUGAUAGUUGGAGCCAGAAACCAUCUCUUCAGGCUGAGUCUGAGCAAUGUCUCUCUCCUGCAGGCCACUGAGUGGGGCGUCGAUGCGAACACCAGGAGAUCUUGUCAGAGCAAAGGAAAGACUGAGGAUGAGUGUCAGAAUUAUGUUCGUGUCCUUCUGCUGAACGGCAGCCGCUUAUUCACCUGCGGGACAAACGCUUUCAUGCCCGUCUGCACGACUCGCUCCGUUACUGACAUCGCAAACGUUUUGGAUUCUGUCAGCGGAGUUGCUCGAUGUCCCUACGACCCGCGGCACAACUCGACAGCUAUGAUAACCGAGAGCGGAGAGGUGUACGCGGCCACGGUGACCGAUUUCUCCAGCCGGGAUCCGAUUAUUUACCGCAGUCUGGGGAAUAUGCCACCUCUGCGGACAGCCCAGUACAACUCCAAAUGGCUUAAUGAGCCUCAUUUUGUCUCGGCGUAUGAGGUGGGCCGCUUCACCUACUUUUUUCUGAGGGAGAACGCUGUUGAACAGGAUUGUGGGAAGACGGUCUUCUCUCGUGUCGCCCGCGUGUGUCAAAAUGAUGUCGGAGGUCGUUUUCUGCUGGAAGACACCUGGACCACCUUCAUGAAAGCCCGACUGAACUGUUCUCGCUCUGGAGACGUUCCCUUCUACUACCAUGAGCUCCAGAGCACCUUCUACCUCCCCGAGCAAGACCUCAUUUAUGGAGUCUUUACCACCAACAUAAACAGCAUUGCUGCAUCAGCCGUGUGUGCGUUUAACCUCAGUGCCAUCACACAGGCGUUUAAUGGGCCGUUUCGUUAUCAGGAGAACCCCCGGACCAGCUGGCUUUCCACUCCUAACCCCAUCCCAAACUUUCAGUGCGGGACAGUGAAUGAUUCGGGUCCGGGUUGUAAUCUAACCGAACGCAGUCUUCAGGAUGCUCAGCGACUCUUCCUCAUGAACGACGUGGUUCAGCCCAUCUCCACAGAUCCUCUGGUCAUGCAGGACAACAUCCGUUUUUCCAGACUGGCUGUUGACAUUGUGCAGGGGAGGGACACUUUGUUCCACGUCAUGUAUAUCGGCACAGAACGCGGCACCAUCAUCAAAGCUCUGUCCACGAGCAAUAAGAGUCUACGUGGAUGUUACCUGGAGGAGAUGAACGUUCUCCCAGAAGGCGUGCGAGAGCCAAUACUAAAUCUGCAGAUCCUUCAAAGCGACCGAUCUCUGUUCGUGGGACUUCCCAGCAGGGUGUUAAAAAUCCCACUGGAGAGAUGCUCCAACUAUAAAACCCAAGAAGACUGUCUGGGUGCGAGGGAUCCAUACUGUGGAUGGGACCGGAAAGAGAAACACUGUUCGACCAUCGAGAACAGUUCAAACAUGAGUCAAUGGAGCCAGAACAUCACAAAAUGCCCAGAACGUAAACUAACACAAGAUGGUGGCUUCGGCGACUGGUCAUCGUGGCAGGCUUGUAACCAUGAUGACGGAGGGGAGGGCACCAGUACGUGUCAGUGUCGAACUCGGUCCUGUGAUAACCCACGGCCGCAGUGUGGUGGUCAGAAGUGUUUUGGGGCAAAUAUAGAGGUGGCCAACUGUUCCAGGAAUGGAGGUUGGACACCGUGGUCCUCUUGGGCCGAGUGCAGCACCAGUUGCGGGAUCGGAUUUGAGGUUCGUCAGCGGUCCUGCAACAAUCCAGCUCCUCGACACGGAGGCCGAGUGUGUGUGGGUCAGGCCAGAGAGGAAAGAUUGUGUAAUGAGAAAAAUCCAUGUCCCGUUCCUGUGUCCUGGGCCUCAUGGAGUGCCUGGUCCAAGUGUACUGUUGCCUGCGGAGGUGGAAUCCAGUCUCGCGUUCGCACCUGCGAAAACGGCAACACAUGUCCUGGUUGCCCACUGGAGUACAAGGCGUGUAAUUUGGAUGCAUGUCCAGAGGUCAGGCGAAGCACCCCGUGGACACCCUGGUACCCUGUUAAUGUCACCCAGACUGGUGCGAGACAGGAGCAGAGGGUCAGGUACACCUGCAGGGCUUUGCUCGCAGACCCUCACGAUCUCCAGCUUGGCAAACGCAAGACUGAGUCGCGCCUCUGCCCCCCCGCUGACGGAGUCUGCGAUACUGACGGUCUAGUUGAGGACUUGUUGAGAAUGGGUCGACCCGUCACACGAGUGCAAGGAGCCACCUGGUCGUCAUGGGAAACGUGGUCCACGUGUUCUAAAGAAUGUUCCAAAGGUUUCCGGACACGCAAGCGCUCCUGUGCCACGCCCGACGGGAGGAGCACCCCAUUCGCCUGCAGCGGCACGCCCGUCGAAUAUCAGGAUUGCAACAUUCAGCCGUGUCCAGUAAAGGGGGCGUGGUCAUGCUGGUCUUCCUGGUCUCAGUGUUCCACUUCCUGCGGUGGCGGUCACUACCAGCGCUCUCGCACCUGCUCUAACCCCGCCCCUGCUCAUUCGGGUGAUAUCUGCAUCGGUCUUCACACAGAAGAAGCUUUGUGCAACACACACGAGUGUGAAGGUGGAUGGGGGGCGUGGUCAGAGUGGGCGGAGUGUAAUGAGGAAGGGCUUCAACGUCGUAUUCGGGUGUGUGAAAUAAGCCCCGCCUCUUGUCAAGGAAACCGCACCGAACAGAGCGAGUGUCAUCCCAAUGAGAGUGCAGUGCUCUCAGGAAAGAAAAGGAGUGCAAAUUGUGGAGGAUUCUCUCUCUUCCACAUGGUGUUGACGGGCGCGUGCUGUUUUUUGGGAGCGGUUUUGCUAUCCGUUCUGGUGUACGUGUACUGCCAGAGACUCCGCAAACCUCCUCAGGAAUCAGCUGUGAUCCAUCCCAGCACCCCCAACCAUCUGCACUAUAAAGACAACAGCUGUGCGCCCAAGAACGACUUGUAUACGCCGAUGGAGUUUAAGACCCUGAAUAAGAGCAACUUGCUUCCACCGGAAGAGAGCUGUAAUUUCUUCCCGUCGCCCUUGCCGCAGACGAACGUCUACGCCACCACGUAUUACCCCACACCUUUAGGCAAAUAUGACUUUCCCACUAUGGAUUCUCCCUGUACCUACAUGCACAGCUGAUGGACACGUCAACACGUUCGCGAACAUCUCAUGCCUUUAUUGUGUGUGUGACGGUGGUUACACGCGCGCAUCUGUCCAUGCAGAUGCAACGGAAAUGCACGGACAUACAGGAAAAUCGGGAUGUUUUUCACCCGAAAUGUUUUCCUUUUUGUCAUUUCUGUUAAGAAAAUGAAAAGUGACGGGUUUAAUCGCUCAAUACGAACAGGUUGACGCUCACAGAACAUGCACACUUCUUAAACGAGGAUGUUACCGUCAGCGUGGAGAUGUAAUACACGCCCGGGCAUCUUUAGUCAUUUUGUGCGUUUUCUUCUUGAACUUCUGAACUUGUUUCAGUCGAUCAAAUAUGAAGGAAUUGGACAUCUGUGAUGAGCCUGAACAUCUGUUGCUCUUGUUUUUUUCUGGUUUAUGCGUUUUUGUGGGGUUUUUAUUGGUUAAUAUCAGUAAACCAGAGCCGAGUGGUACUGUAUGUACAUUAUGGAGGAUGGUGCCUAAUAUGAAGACUUUUAUAUGGGCGCUUUAUUCACAUGGCCGUUCACCUAUCAAAACAUCACGUCAGUAUGGAUACAUCUUACAGCCAUUAGCUUUGAAACUGCACACACUUGAAAAAGUAAGUGGAUUGAUUUUAACUGGAACAUGAUGGUAUGAAACGGAUUCGUAUGAGUUUUACUGAAGAGAAAGAGAGAGUUUGUUAUUUUUCUGUAUAUUUGUAAUCAGUGUUAUAUAUUUAUGAACAAAUAAUCAUUUUUGAUGGCAUCAGUUUUUCUCAUUUAGAGACGAUCGUCUGCAACUCCUCUUGUGUAUGUGAAUAAUUUACACUGUCCAUUGUAUGAUUGUUGGGUUUUACUAUUCAGCUUGUGUGUGUGUGUGUGUGUGUGUGUGUCUGUGUGCGUCUGUGUGUGUGCUUUUAUAAAAGUGUAUUAUUUUCUAUGAGCACAGAUGAACUUUAUUGCAACAUUUUCUUCUGGGAUUAUAUUUUGGGAGACUAAAGCGGAUGUUGUUUGAGCUGGACACUGAUGUUGCAUUAUCUGAGGUGCAGACAGUUGUCUAUGCAAGAAAAAAGUCAAAUGAAUUCACACCACACGAUCACUGCCUUUUUAAAAUUUGCUAUGUUUUGUAUGUUGUACAUUGUAAACAUAAAUAAAUAAAUAUCAAGUGCAAAAA
This is a messenger RNA of Misgurnus anguillicaudatus (oriental weatherfish), 4734 nucleotides long. The record is from RefSeq and is a predicted model, not a curated record. NCBI's taxonomy places the organism in Eukaryota, Metazoa, Chordata, Actinopteri, Cypriniformes, Cobitidae.